Messenger RNA from Brettanomyces bruxellensis, 681 nucleotides. RefSeq lists its product as uncharacterized. Gene Ontology annotation, molecular function: protein-folding chaperone binding. The transcript has a single exon. Bases 1 to 681 code for a protein of 226 amino acids. The record is from RefSeq and is a predicted model, not a curated record. Lineage: Eukaryota; Fungi; Ascomycota; Pichiomycetes; Pichiales; Pichiaceae.
AUGGAAUCUUUGCAGAUAUACCAACAACUUUCUGCCUAUGCGGCAAAGACAUUGUCAGCAUUAGAUGAUUAUCUUCACAAAGUAUUGAAACCAGAGGACGCGGACAGGGUGAUCACGUUUAUAGAGCAGCACCAGAAAAAUAUAAUCACUGGAUUUGGCAUUCUAUCUGUAUAUAUUCUGGGGAAAGUAUUAUUCAAGUUUGGGAAUUCGGGAACAGGGAACAGUAAAAGGGUGAAAAAAAAGAGACGUAAGCAUCAUAAGCAUAAACAUAAAACUGAAACUAGAGCGAAAAUUGAUCCCAUAGAGAUAUCACGACACCAAAUAAAUAUUGCUAUGAAUGAAUUUGAUACUGAAUUUUUACCAAAAUUAAAUACAUUACUUUCUAGAGUUGAGGAAAGAGAAGACGCGAUCUGCGGACCAGAUGCUGAGUCGAACAAAAAGCUGCUAAUUAAGGCAGCUUCAGAGCGCUCGUACAAGGAUGCGUUCCAAUAUCAAAGACUUUACUUUAAUGAACAGUUAUUGAAGCUUAUAAUGAGGUUGGAUAGUAUUGAUACGCAAGGUCAAAUUAAUUUGAGAAAUACAAGGAAACAGGGAAUUAAACGCAUUCAAGGGGCAUUAGAUAGACUUGAUAGUUAUAAAAGCAGAAUGCAAUCUUUGAUUGAUCAGAAAAUAAUUGCUUAG